This is a messenger RNA of Sardina pilchardus (European sardine), 1472 nucleotides long. RefSeq names its product B-cell receptor CD22-like. The transcript is spliced from 7 exons. The record is from RefSeq and is a predicted model, not a curated record. The coding region runs from base 289 to 1326 and encodes 345 amino acids. Lineage: Eukaryota; Metazoa; Chordata; Actinopteri; Clupeiformes; Clupeidae.
CGCGUAUGUGCACGUUUGCGAGCGCUUGUGUGUCUGUGUGUGUGUGUGUGUAUGUUCGUGUGCAUGUGCGUGUGUGUGUGUGUAAGAAGCAGAGGGUAACCGAUCAGUGACUGUCAAAGAGAUACCAACAUGACCAUGUGCCAUAAAUAUAUUUACAUACAGUAUAUUUCGUGCAUACUAAUUAGUUAGUACUUAGGGAGUUUUACAGGAUUCAUACAUCUGAGCUUGGAUAGUAUUGAGUUUCUAAUUGUGCAUGUUCAGUUUUCUCUGUGUUGAGUCAAUCAAGCAAUGACUCCAAGAAGCGUAAACAUAUUGCUUUUGAUGUGUCUUAUGUCUGUGUCAGGUGUGCACUGUGGACCCAGUGUGAACUACCCCUUUAAGAGAGUCUGUGGUCUUAAAGGGGCAUCAGUGGACCUGCCCUGCACAUAUGACUAUCCUUGGGGUCAUAUUUAUAUAAGAGGGGAGUGGUAUAGAGAGAGGAGCGGGAGAGUCAGCUCAUACAACAACCCUAAAUAUCCUGACUGCAGCCUGAAACUGAACACACUUUCAGAUGAAGACUCUGAUGUUUAUCACUUUCGGUUUUACACAAGCCUACACCCAAACUGGACUGCAAGCAAACCUGAAAUCAGACUUUCAGUCACAGAUGUACAACUGCAAGUGGAUCCUACAACAGCUACUGAGGGAGAGAGAGUGACACUGACCUGCAGCACUGCAUGUGCCCUGACUGAGAACCCCACCUUCACCUGGUUCAAGAACAGACAGCGCAUAAGGAACCAACAGUCCAGCAGAGACACCAAGCUGCAUCUAAGCCCCGUCAGCAGUGAGGAUGCUGGCAGUUACUCCUGUGCUGUUGGAGGACAUGAGAAUCUCCCCUCCUCAGCCAUGGCCCUCAGUGUCAGAUAUGCCCCAAGAAACACCUCAGCAUCGGUCAGUCCCUCUGGUAACAUGACGGAGGGCAGUUCAGUGAACUUCACCUGCAGCAGUGAUGCCAAUCCACCUGUGUCUAACUACACCUGGUACAAGAGCAGUGGAAAUGAAACCAUUCUCAGAGGCACUGGGCCACAUCUGAAGCUCACUUUGGCCUCUGGCGAUGGUGGAGUUUACCACUGUCAGGCACUCAAUGAAAUGGGCUCCCAGAACUCUACUGGGGUAGAGGUCAUUUUAGUAAAAGGAGCUGAAAGUCCCAUUUCACUGCCCAGAUUGGUUUGCUCGCUGCUGCUGACCUCUCAGUAUCUGCUACUGACUGUGAUGCUAGUGGUUAAAUACUACAGGGCCCAAGGGGAUGGCAAUGAUGACAAGAGAGAAAAUGUUGUUGUGGAGGCCUGAUUCCAUAUCUUACCAGGAUGACUUGCUGUCUGUAUGAUAAAAUCAGUUGUAUUUCUAUUUCAAGUCAAAAUAUAUUUAUAUUUAUAUUUAUAUUUAUAUAUCUGCUUAUGCUCUUCAGUAUUUUACAUACUUUAAAUUUGUAUGCA